AUGGUAGAUGCUUUCCAGUCAAGAUGCAUAUCUGCUAUCUGCAGAGAUUUGGUUGAGAGGCUGCAUAUGCUAGGUUUCUACUCUGCUUUUGCUUUGCGUUCUUAUUCAUCUUUGCACGUUGAUUACGCUUGUACACCUGAAGAAGUGCAGCAACACUUCCAAUCAUGCGGCACAGUCCACCGGGUGACAAUUCUGACAGACAAGUUUGGGCAGCCAAAGGGGUUCGCUUAUGUCGAGUUUGUGGAAGCUGAAGCUAUACAAGAGGCGCUACAACUGAACGAAUCAGAGUUACAUGGUCGUCAGAUAAAGGUGAUGCCUAAGAGAACAAACGUUCCUGGAUUGAAACAGUUCCGCGGUAGAAGAUUCAACCCGUACAUGGGAUUCCGCAGACCUUUCAUGUCUCCCUAUAUGUAUUCUCCAUAUGGAUAUGGGAAAGUUCCAAGGUUCAGAAGGCCAAUGCGUUACAUGCCAUACCAAUAAAACCAUCAUGGCUGCUUUAUAUCCAUCCAUUGUUUGAGCUUUCAGUGACUUCUCUUUGUUUAAGAACUCUGCGAUAAAAGUUUUCGAAUCUUGAAUUGUUUUACAAGUUUCAUAUCGUCCCUUUUGAUCAGUGAUGAUAUACUUUUUUGUUAUGUGUUUACAUUAUGCGGAUGGGUUUUAAUAUCAGUUGAAAUUAUGUUUA
Molecule: messenger RNA, 682 nt
Organism: Raphanus sativus (radish)
Lineage: Eukaryota; Viridiplantae; Streptophyta; Magnoliopsida; Brassicales; Brassicaceae
Product: polyadenylate-binding protein 2-like
Exons: 5
Coding region: 1-480 (159 amino acids)
Molecular function (GO): RNA binding
Source: RefSeq, a predicted model, not a curated record